CCCCGAAGCCGGUGUAAUGGUGUGUUAAGUAGAGUGAAGUGAUCAUUUCCAGGUGAUUUCAUUAAUAUCCGGCUUCGACAACCUUCCUUCUAAAAAAGUCAGUGUCACAGCGUGGAUUCUGAUGAUUUAAACAUUUUAUAAAAUUGAGAAGGAUGUUACUCUUCAAGAAAUUGUUUAAGUAUUACAAUCUCGUGGUUACUCUUCAUUGCAUAAGAUAUAUACUUUCUGCCGAUGAACAACAAACAGUGUAUGUUCUUAUGAACAUGACAGAAGUGUUCCUGAACUGUUCAUCGAAUAAAGAGGUAGCAUGGGAACGAGGUGAAGAGAUUUUAGUACAGGGAGGAAUGAAAGUAACAUCUGAUCCAAGAAUUCAGAUGAUCAUAGAUACACAUGUAAAAAAGUUGCAUAUCAAAGAUAUAACAAGUAAUUAUACUGAUAUAUAUCGAUGUGUAGAUUAUGUCUCGGGACAGAUCACGAAUGUUUCCAUUGCAACGUACAAUGUUAUUGUAGUUGAGGACAUUUAUAUAAUGGACAAUACAACAAGCUUCACAGCAGUAGAAGGGACGACCGUUAAUUUGACUUGUCCUGUUUACGGCAGACCCGAACCUAACAUUAAAUGGUACAUCAGUAGUAAUCCUUUACAAGAUAUUGGUAUAUCUGGAAAUGUGUUAGAAAUACGAAAUUUUACUAGGGAUUGUGAGGUACCUUAUAUGUGCAUAGCGAAGCAUAAUUUUACUAAAUCUUUAAAUCAUACUUGGAAGCCUAUAACAAAAUUUCCACCAGAUGUCACUGCGAAUGUUGAUCUCCAUAAAUUCAACAGAACGAGUGAAGGAAUAUACUUCUCAGCUAAAUUUAGUGAUAAAUUCAAAAUUUCAUGUAAGAUCACAGCAAACCCGUUUUAUAAUGUAACAUGGACUAAAGGUGAUACGUGGCUAGCAAAUAUUACUUAUAAGGGUAAAAACAUGGCAAGCAUCAAUACAAAUACAAAUUUAAGUAUAAGUUAUGAUUGUACUUUUGAUUUAAAACCUAUCAAUCUUAGUGAACACAUUCAUAACACUUCUAUCUCGAGCCGUCUUAUACACCCAGAUGGGUUUGGUGAAUAUAGAUGUAUAGCCUCAAAUGAAUAUGGUAAUGAUGAACAAAUUAUCAAUAUAAUUCAGAAAUUUGGAUAAAAUACUUCCUCGUGUUUACUAAUUUUGUUUAAUUGUUUUCUUUGCCAACUACUGCUUCAUCUGAGCUUUGCCAAAAAUGGUUAUACGGUUGUGUUCAGUAGGGUGAGAACAAUAACCAAAUGUGUGUGUUUAAUUUUGAUGAGAAUACCCAAAUGUGUGUGUUCAGUAGGAUGAGAACACCAAUAAGAUUGAUGUGCUCCGUCGGAUGAGAUGGUAGAUGGGAAUUAUAAAUAAAUGUGUGUGCUCAGUCUGAUGAGAACAAUAAUUAAAUAUGCGUGCUCAAACGGAUAAGAACAAAAAUCAACGUUGUUGUGCCGCUCAGUCGAAUGAGACCAAUAACUAAAUGUACUUGCUCCGUCGGAUGAGAACAGUAACCAAAAUGUGUGUGCUCAAUAGAGGAGAAUUAUAGAUAAAUGCGUGUGCUCAGUAGGAUGACCACAAUAAUAAAAUGUGUAAGCUCAGUCAGAUGAGAACAAAAACCGAAUAUGUGUGCUCAGUAGGAUGAAAACAAUAACCAAUAACCAAAGGUGUGUACUCAGUUGGAUGAACACAUUGAUCUAAUGUGUGUACUCAGGAGGAUGAGAACAUAAAUAUUCAAUGUAUGGUUUAUGGAACAUUUGGAAAUAUUAUAGUUUAUGAGGAGAUCAGUUAUUUGAAAGAAAAUAUCAAAUGUUCUCUGCUUCAAAUGUAAAAACAUGCUGAGAGCAUACGAAUGCACAAUUGAGGUUGUAGUAGUAACAAAUUGAAGCAGACCGAAAACUUAGCGUGUAUAUGUUGUAGUGAAAAAAAUGCACUGUGUAAUGGUUUUAUAAAAUCGCUGAAAUUGUUAUUUGUUCGCAUUCAUCAUAUAAGUGUGUGUGUGUGUGUGUGUGUGUGUGUGUGUGUGUGUGUGUGUGUGUGUGUGUGUGUGUGUGUGUGUGUGUGUGUGUGUGUGUGUGUGUGUGUGUGUGUGUGUGUGUGUGUGUGUGUGUGUGUGUGUGUGUGCCAAACACGUACUGCUAUUGUUCUAAAAUGUAAAACAUAAUAGAAAAGUAAGGGUAGGGUUUAUCAAUUAAUAACACAAAAUUACUACACGUACAUAAAAAAAAAAAACAAAUACAAAGAACACUGGUUGUUUUAUUUUAACAAAACUGGUUAUUAUAGAGUGAUAAUGAAUAAAAAAAAAAACACGUGUACAGACUCAAAGUACUUAUUUUGUAUAAUAAAGUUUGGAUGACGACUAUAUGAUUACAUAAUUGUCUAAUGAUUUUGUUCAAAAUUAUUAUUGUAGAUCAUUCAUAUUUCUUAAAAGGCCUUGACAAAUCUGAAUGGAAAGUACUAGUAUUUGACAUAAAUAUAUCAUGUGUUUGUUUGCUCUUUGCUAAACGUCCAUUGGCAGAUGGCAGACAAUAUUUAGGACGAGAACAAAUCGACACUAAAUUAAAUCGGCAGGUUCUGCAAACUGGGUCAUCUGAGGUAAAGGGUAGACAAUUUAGACUGCCACUAGGAAAAUAGGGGCAGACAUUUUACAUUACAACAGACCACCUACAUCCCCAUAAAAUAGUUGUGUGCCAAGCCUUUAUCAUCCCCAUUCUGACUGGUUGUGGCUCCGUAUUUAUACAACCCACACAAGAAAACGAAAACAUCGCUUUUGAUCAGCACCUAGUAUAAAUAAUAUAAAAUCCAACAUGCUCUCGGAAAACUAUUGGCUGAUUUUGGCUUAACGCCAAUGCUUUUACAAACAUUUUGACUUUUUGUGGAGUUCUAAUGAUUCUGAUGACACAUACUUAUUGAUUUCCGUCCUUGAUCAUUUUUAACUUCAGUAUUACCUAUUGAAGUUUUGUGAUUUUCUAUACUAUGUUGUACGGUUUUCUAUUACAUUUCUAUGAACUAUAUAUAUAUAUGUGAUAUCCUCCAUGUAAAUAUAGAUAAUUUUAAAAUAUAACCGUUUCGAAGAUAUGGUUUUAACCAAGGUUUGUUUAUACAUGGAAAGAUUGUCAAAUAAAAAAAAGCAGACUAAUAAUAAAUUAUGUUGAUGUU
Molecule: messenger RNA, 3191 nt
Organism: Mytilus californianus (California mussel)
Lineage: Eukaryota; Metazoa; Mollusca; Bivalvia; Mytilida; Mytilidae
Product: lachesin-like
Exons: 7
Coding region: 153-1172 (339 amino acids)
Source: RefSeq, a predicted model, not a curated record